Molecule: messenger RNA, 2184 nt
Organism: Botrytis fragariae
Lineage: Eukaryota; Fungi; Ascomycota; Leotiomycetes; Helotiales; Sclerotiniaceae
Product: putative ring finger domain-containing protein
Exons: 4
Coding region: 1-2184 (727 amino acids)
Biological process (GO): proteasome-mediated ubiquitin-dependent protein catabolic process
Cellular component (GO): nucleus
Molecular function (GO): ubiquitin protein ligase activity; metal ion binding
Source: RefSeq, a predicted model, not a curated record
AUGAAUUCUUCACCCUCCUCUGUCAUGUCCAGAGCUACGCCAAGUUAUGGAUCUCGCAUGCGCGAAAAUACACCCAGGAGUCGGGAGGCUCCAUCACCUAUUGCGAAGCUCGAAGCUAUUAUAAAACCCAGGGACGAAGAGCCGGUUCAACAUAAAGCACAGGUUCAGGUUUCUGCUGACCAUCUCAGAGAUGACCUGAUCUCCAUGAGAAAAUGCUUAACUUGCUCCAUCUGCGACCAACUACUUUACGAACCAUGGAUUUUACAAUGUGGCCAUACAUACUGUUAUUCUUGUCUGUGUCAAUGGUUCAUCCCAAAUAAGAGAAAAAAGACAUGCCCAGAAUGCCGCGCACCAGUGAAGCAAAUGCCAGCUCCAGCCUUCCUUAUAAAAAAUAUGGUCGAGAUAUUCAUCCAAAGAGGUCAACUAAUGCCAGAUGAUGAGACGAUAGAACAGCACAAGGUCAGGAAUGCCGAAGAAACUGAGAUGGUAGAGAAAGAUAAAAAUGGCCCUGAAGGAUUGUUCAAAGGCACAUUUCCACUACGGCGUGGGAAACCGUGGCACGAUGAAGCGGACGGGGUUAUGCGAUGUCCUUCCUGUGGAUAUGAGCAUGAAGGUGGGCCAACGUGCGAUCAUUGUGGUGCUGGGGUUGACGAGAUUUAUGGCUCCAGCGAUAUGGAAGACGACGGCAAUCUUUCAGAUUUUGACAUUGGUUAUGGAGAGGAUAUAGAGCGGGAGCUUGAGCUUGAAGCCGAAUUGCACAGGGGAGUAGAAGACGCUUCAAACGUUUCCCACUUUCGACAUAAUCCCUUUGCUUUCGGUGGUCCAAUUCACCAACACGUUCUCCAUCAUUACCACACUCAUCAGCGUGGUCAUCGUGUGGACAAUUUGAACGAUGACUCAGAAGAUCCUACAAAUUCGGAUACCAGCAAUCAGGACAAUAGUGAUGACGAAGACGCUGGUUCACUGGAAGAUUUCAUUGCAAAUGACGACGAAGAUAGCGAGCCCGCUGCUCCUCCACCACGUAGGUCGAGACAGAGAGUGGUCAUAAUAUCGGAUGACGAAGAUGGUGACGAUGACGAUGAUGACGAUGAAGAGGAUUCUGAUGAUGAAGGUGGUGCGAUUACGAAUCGCCGGCGGCCGCGAUCUGGCUGGGCCGGCUCCUCAGAAACGCCUUCCAGAGCCAUCUCAAUCUCAGCGGAGGAGAAUGGUAGCACACCCUCUAGAUCUAUCUUGAUUUCAGAUGACGACAAUGGUAGCAGUGCAAAUGGUUCGGAGUUUGGUGAUGAGAUGGUCAAUCAUGAGGCACGCAGGCUGAGGGCAUCGGGUGGCUGGAGUCCCUUGGAUGAAGGAGAGGAUGACGAUACAAACAGAUUGGCGCACGGUGAAUAUGGUGAUUAUACUACAACUGACGAUGAAAGAGCCUCGGACGAAAGCGAUUCGGAUACGAUUGGUAAUCCAAAUUCAGAUGGCGAGGAAGAAGAAGAUCGGCCUCGGGGCGGGCUUCGGGGGAUACUAAACUAUGAUUAUGAGGAAAUGGAUCCAAAUUUUGAUGGUUUCUCGUCAAGCGUAGAUGGGGAUGCCACACCAAUCGAUUACGCUGGAACUAGCGACGGCGCAUUUAACAAUCACGGAAGCGAGAACGAGCAUUACGACUAUGAUACUGAUGGAGAUCUACUACCUAGCAUGGAUCGGGACGGUGAUACUGAAAUGAGUGUGUCCCCUGGUGUAUCACGGUCCAGUCGAGAUGUUAGCGUGGAAAGUAAUUUGGGCGAAAACCUCGGCGUUGCAAACGAAGUUGCCGGGAAUGACGACGAUGAUGACGAUUCAGACAGCUCGAUUCGUCCACCCCCACGUCGACAACCGAGAAAUAACGCCGGUCAUCAACAGUAUAAUUCAAGAAUAAGCAUGCUAUUCGCGGAACAUCAAAAUACUGUUAGAAACGCCCGAAACCCUGAUGACAUAAAUUAUUGGGAAGAUGAAAACGAUAGAGAUAUCCCAGAGGGCGGUUCCUCUGGAAAUCGUCGCAGGACUCAAUACCAUCAUCCUCUAGGUCCAUCGGGAGGCAAUCAUCACCGCACUAUGCAACCUCUUGGUAUCGAUAGAAUCAGAACAUCUAGAGGCUCUUCGCCACCACGCCUCGUACCUACUUAUAGUAGUAGAACUGGUCGCUCGCAGAGACAGUAG